ACCAGCAGGUAUGCUUUCAUUACUCUUCUAACUUAAUCUAAAACCCAUAUAAGGUGACUAUAUUAGAUUAGUAUUGAAUGACGCAGUACAUGAUUUGUCAGGAUUGGAUUGUCCAUUUGACGAUGAAGGAUUGUGUCCAUUUGAUAAGUUCAUCGACUCACUCAGGCACAUCAGAGAAGAAGUUGACUUCCAAACAGACUGUCAUGGCGAGUGGAAGAUGAACGAACACGAGAGCGUAUCAAAUGGACGCCCACCGAUGCAUUAAAACCGCUAAGAAGUUAGAUAAACUUGUAAUUUUGAUUAAUUAUCAAUUUUCGGAAAAUCAUUUCGUAUCAGAAACAUUGAUGAUCGCUGGGAUAGCGAUAAAACUUACUUUUAUAGCCGCAUUAGGGGAUCUUGUGCAGGCCAAUCCUCUAGCCAGAGCUACAGCUGAAUCACACGCAGGUAGCAAGACGAGUAUUAGUCUUCCUACACCAACAGCAGACUACUAUUCGCGAGUAUUCAACCUUGAUCAGCCAUACAGAGGUACUGUAUCCGAUGGAAUUUUACCUGAAUUAUCAAUUAGACCACUAGCUGUAGAGUAUCCUUAUACAACAGAUUACCCGUCGAUUUUGGUCAGACCUGUAGCCAAAGAUGCGAAAUCAAUUGACGAAUUCGACGUUAUUGGAAAUUGGGGUAUAAACAUGCCAUAUAAAUCAUCACCGCAACUUUUAGAAGGUACCUCACCCUUCCCGCCUCAAUCUUGUCGGAUUGAUAGCGUGAAUUUACUUCAUAGACACGCUGAAAGAUACCCCAGCUCAUGGGAUCAGUCGUUGGAUUUUGCGAAAUCAUUAUCAGAAAAGGUUCAAAGGGGUCUGAACGCAUCGAAACCAAUUGAAUUCUUCGACGAGCUUGAGUUUUUAAGCGAUUAUAGCUAUCCACUCGGUUCGGAUAAGCUCACGAGCAUUGGGCGAGACACCAUGUUUAGACAUGGCACACAAUUUGGUAUACUUUACGGAAGAUUACUUGACAGCUUCACAAAUCAUAAGAUGGUAGUUAGAACUACUACUGAGGAGAGGAUGUAUCGAUCUGCCACAAACUUCCUGUUAGGUUUGUUAGGCGAAGAGUGGCCAGAUAAGAUCCACCUUGUUCAACAAAUUGAGGAAGAUGGUUUCAACUCCACUCUCAACGUUUGGAAUACUUGCAAUCGCGAAGAUGCUGAUCAGGGCGAUCCACGCAAGGAACAUUGGCAAAAGAUUUACCUUCAAGAUGCAUCCAAGAGGCUCUCAGCUAAUGUGAAAAAUGCAAACUUCACAGUAGAUGAUGUUGCAGGCAUGCAAGACUUAUGUGCAUAUGAAACUAUUGCUUUAGGAUACUCACACUUCUGCUCGCUGUUCACAAAAGACGAAUGGAAAGGCUACGGAUAUGGUUAUGAUUUGUAUCACUAUGGAGACGCAGGAUUCGGUGGACCAGUCGCGCGUGCUAGUGGAUUAGGAUACCUCGAAGAGUUACUUGCUAGAAUGACAAACGACAGAAAGAACCUUGAGCCAUACGAAAGCUCCACUAAUAGAACAUUAAAUCAAGAUCCAAUUACAUUCCCGACUGACCAAGCUGUCAAUAUAGAUUUUACUCAUGAUGUAACGAUAGGUGAAGUUGUUGUCGCCUUGAACUUAACGCACUUCAGUAGAGGGUUGUCUCAAGACUACAUUGAAACAGCGGAACCAAGAUGGAAAUCUAACGUUAUUAGUCCCUUUGCUGCGAACAUCUUAAUACAGACUAUUUCAUGCGGCGAAGACAACAAGGAAUAUGCCAGAGUUAUACUCAACGACGCAGUUCAACCGCUCUCAGGAUUUGGAAAAUGCGGUGAUAAUGCACAAGGAAUGUGUGAACUCAAGCUAUUUAUCAAGGCACUCAAGCAAGCGAAACAUGAGACAAACUUUACUUUCGACUGUUUUGGGGAUUUCAACAACACCCAUGUUGUGCAUAACGGUGAACCUGAAUUAUAGAAUAAAUUUAAUUUAUGCAUAAAUGAGGAAUAAUCG
This is a messenger RNA of Wallemia mellicola CBS 633.66, 2021 nucleotides long. RefSeq names its product phosphoglycerate mutase-like protein. The transcript is spliced from 5 exons. The coding region runs from base 243 to 1985 and encodes 580 amino acids. Gene Ontology annotation, molecular function: acid phosphatase activity. NCBI's taxonomy places the organism in Eukaryota, Fungi, Basidiomycota, Wallemiomycetes, Wallemiales, Wallemiaceae. The record is from RefSeq and is a predicted model, not a curated record.